This is a messenger RNA of Polistes dominula (European paper wasp), 3407 nucleotides long. Its product is annotated as sodium-dependent neutral amino acid transporter B(0)AT3. Gene Ontology annotation, biological process: amino acid transport; nitrogen compound transport; sodium ion transmembrane transport. The record is from RefSeq and is a predicted model, not a curated record. Gene Ontology annotation, cellular component: plasma membrane. NCBI's taxonomy places the organism in Eukaryota, Metazoa, Arthropoda, Insecta, Hymenoptera, Vespidae.
GGUGAACUUGCGACGAUAGUUUUCGUCGGAAUACCAAUUCAUUUUUUUUUUAUAUUAAUCAUUUGUGUUUGCAACAUGAGAGUAUGUUAUUAUAUCAAAUAUUUUAAUUAAUAUUUUAAUCGUUAUAAUGGAAACACUAUUUUAUAGAGGCAUUCGCGAACAAAUAUAUAAUUUUUUUAAAUGGGUAGCAUUGUAGAUAUUACAAAUGAUAAAAAUUCAUUGAAUACCGAAACUAUAUGGUCAUUUUUGAGAAAUUUGCUUAUUGUCUCCAAUGUAAAUGACGUCAGUGGUGUACUGAUAAAAGCUUGUAUCACCUGUAAAGGAUUGGCGCCUCGGAAAUUAUAGGAUGGAGUCCGUAGGUACGUGUGGAAUAUUAGUUCGAUCCUCGUAAUAUAAUAACGAUCAAAGGAUAACUGGACCUGGCAAAAAAAAAUAAAAAAGACUGAAAAGAAAAAACGAAAUAAAAUGGCAAACACGGCACAUCUAGUUCGUCGUCAAAGUUCUCGGGAUUUAAAACCACAAAAGAAUGUCGAUAAACUGGAAAUGAAAGAGAUGAGAGGUAGAUUAGUUGUGGACAAUCGUAAAAAUAUUACCAGUGUCAAUUACGGAGCUACGAACGCAGCCUUUGAUGAUUCCAGUCCAAAUAAAAAAAGUAAGCCGGUGAACGAAGGUGGGGGUAGUAAAUUAGGCAGUAACGAGGGUAAAGGAAUUUUUCGACCAGAAGCUGGCGAGGAUGAACGUGAAAAUUGGGAUAGCAAGCUCACGUUUCUUUUGGCUACUGUCGGUUAUGCCGUUGGUCUCGGAAAUGUAUGGAGAUUUCCUUAUUUGGCACAAAAAAAUGGCGGUGGAGCAUUUCUGAUACCCUACUUCGUUAUGCUAGCUAUCGAGGGUAUUCCAAUAUUUUACCUUGAAUUGGCUAUUGGCCAAAGAUUAAGAAAAGGAGCCAUCGGUGUUUGGAAUCAGGUUUCACCAUAUAUGGCUGGCAUCGGAGUUAGUAGUGCUGUCGUUUCUUUUAAUGUAGCCCUUUAUUACAAUACUAUUAUCGCUUGGUGCCUCUUUUAUUUUGUCCAGAGUUUUCAAUCUCAACUACCUUGGGCCGAAUGUCCGAAUAAAUAUUUUCAAAAUGGAUCUUAUGCGCCGGAGCCAGAGUGCUUGCAAAGUAGCCCAACUCAAUAUUUUUGGUAUCGGACGACUCUGAUGAUAUCUAAAGAUAUUAAUACACCGGAAGUAUUUAAUUGGAAGAUUGCAUUGGCUCUAAUUAUCGCUUGGAUAUUGGUUUACAUGUGUAUGAUCAAGGGAAUUGCAUCUUCAGGCAAGGUCGUUUACGUUACCGCUACCUUUCCAUAUAUCGUAUUAAUUAUCUUCUUCUUUCGAGGAGUCACUUUACCGGGAAUGUCAGAUGGAUUACGGCAUCUCUUUACACCGAAGUGGUGGACUCUUACAGACCCAGUAGUAUGGUUGGAAGCUGGUACUCAAAUAUUCUUUUCUCUUGGCUUGGCAUUUGGAGGUUUAAUAGCCUUUUCCUCCUACAAUCCAGUUAACAAUAAUUGUUAUCGCGAUGCGAUAAUGGUCAGCUUUACAAAUUGCUUUACCUCUAUGUUUGCUGGGAUAGUUGUUUUCUCCAUUAUAGGAUUUAAGGCCACUAUGGUUUACGAAGAAUGUUUGGCAGAACGAAAUUUGAUGUUAAUAAAUAUUUUCGGUGCCGACGACAAAAUACCUGAUUUUAUUCCUGAUGCAAAUACUUUACUUAAUAUCACGUCUGGCAAUGGUUCUUUGGACAAUUUAGUAAUGCCAAAAUUACCCGUAUGCGAUUUAGAAAAAGAAUUAGAUAAUUCUGCAUCAGGUACUGGUUUAGCAUUCAUCAUUUUCACUGAGGCGAUUAAUCAAUUUCCUGGUGCUCAAUUUUGGUCUAUCUUAUUUUUUUUGAUGUUAUUUACGUUGGGUAUCGAUUCCCAGUUUGGUACUCUCGAAGGCGUUGUCACAAGCAUUGUUGACAUGAAGCUUUUUCCCAAUUUACGGAAAGAAAUUUUAACAGGUGGAAUUUGUUUGGUAUGUUGUGUCAUUUCAAUGGCUUUCGCUCAUGGUGCUGGCAGUUACGUCUUUGUGCUUUUUGACAAUUUCAGUGGAAAUUUUCCAUUAUUGAUUAUCGCAUUUUUCGAAUGUAUUGGAGUAUCUUAUGUAUAUGGAUUGAAGAGGUUUGCCGAUGAUAUAGAAUUAAUGACGGGUAAUCGUCCAGGACUUUAUUGGUUGAUUUGUUGGAAAUAUCUUAGUCCUUUGGCGAUGUUAAGUAUUUUGAUUGCUUCAUUCAUUGAAAUUAUUGUGGAAGGAAGCGGAUAUCCUGCAUGGGUUUCAAACUUGGGUACAACGGAGAGACACGAAUGGCCAGUAUGGGCUCUCAUCCUUAUUGGUAUUCUUAUUCUUGCAUCUGUUCUUUGGAUACCUGUAGUUGCCAUUUGCAGAUAUUUUGGUAUUUUCAUCAUUGAUGACAAUGAAAAAGCCUGGUUCCCUGCAGCAGAUCUAAAAGAAUUUCACGGAAUCGUACCCCAUGAAGUUACUGCCGCUGAAACACUAUUGUUCUGCAUAAGAAGUGAUGGUACAGAAGGAUUAUGUUGUCCGACAGGUGGUCCUAGCGAUGAUGACGAGGAUCUCACCUAGGAAAGGUCUUACUUAUUUAUUUCAUAUUAAAUACGUGUUUGAUUGCUUUUUAACUCGAGAAACAGUUGCUUCUGCUAACAAAAAUAAUUAAUGUUAUUAAUAUUUUUGUUUAAUCGAUUUCAUUACGAUUUCAAAGUAUUUUUUAAUUACUAUCAUUACUAAUUAUAUUUAAUUGUCAAAUUUAUCGAGUCAAUUAAUCUGAAAAUAAUAGGAGGUAUUGCAUUUCGUGAGUAAUAAUACUAUACGAAUGCUUUUAUGAAAUUUUAUUAUUAUUGUUUCUCAUAAUUUUAAACAACAUUAUUAAAGUCCUCAAGUGUGUCAAUAUUAGUCAAGAGAGAAAAAAAAGGAAACCCGUUCAAAGUUGUGGAAAUUUACAAAAAUUAGAUAUUAGGUAAGGAAACAUACAUUACUAAUAUUAUUAGUAGCAAAAAAUGGGUAUGAAUCGUUAUUUUGCUUUAUCCGUUAAACAAAUAUGUUUAAUAAUAAAUGAAUAUUAUAUAAUGGAUUAAUAAUAACGGAUAAAUGAAAGGAAAUUCGAAUUUCAUGAGAGAAUAUUAUCGCGACUUUAUUUUUCGUACGUCGAAUGUAUUGCUAUUAUGCUUAGCAUUGUCUUCGACGUGUAAAUUUCUAUUUACAUAUUAUGAAAGGAACGUAUUAUAUCGAAAUGCGAUGCAAUUUACAAGUUUUUAAAAUAUCUUACUAUCUUUUUCUCGUGCGUAUUAUUAUUAUUUAUACCAGAUAAUAUUUGUCAA